Molecule: messenger RNA, 1609 nt
Organism: Trichogramma pretiosum
Lineage: Eukaryota; Metazoa; Arthropoda; Insecta; Hymenoptera; Trichogrammatidae
Gene: mtg
Product: AF4/FMR2 family member 4
Exons: 7
Coding region: 1-1605 (534 amino acids)
Cellular component (GO): extracellular region
Molecular function (GO): chitin binding
Source: RefSeq, a predicted model, not a curated record
AUGAUAUCUAUGGCAUUUGUUUUUGUUGCCACUUGGUUUUUAGGCUGUACGUGGCAAAUAAUCAGUGGUACGUGCGUUUUAAAUUCAGACUUUGGUUUCUCCUUCAGCUGCGCACUGAAAAAGUCUGGCCUAUUUCGUAUCCGUAAUCUCGGAGGAGUCAAAGGCUACUUUGGUCUUGGUCUAUCGGUGGGCGACGAGCUCGGAUUCGCCGACUCGCUGACGAAUCUCGACAGCGGCAGUAGCAGCAGACGAAGCGCACCGGACUCGGCCAGACGAGCGGGCCAUGCCACUUACUACACUAUGAUGAAUCCCUUCCUUGCAAGACAGGCCGGCAGAAGUCCUGCACUGCCGCCGUUCAAGCCCCUGCCGAACGGAGGCUCGCGUCCCAUGGCUCAGCAGCCGGAGCGUCAACGUCUCGUGGUCCAGAACAACAACAGCAGCAGCAGCAGCAGCAGCAGCCAAGCCAACGCUCUGAGGACCAUGCCGAGUCCGACUUUCGCCGAGCUCCAGGAGGACGUGCUGAAGCAGCAGCAACGAGUCCAGCAAGAGGCCAAACUCAAGCAGCAGCAGCAGCAGCCCAACCAGCAGGAGAUCUUGGCCGCGUACAUGCUGAAGCAGCAGAGAACGCAGCAGCUCGAGGCCAUGAAGCAGCAGCACAACCAGCCGAAGGGCGCGAAUCAGCCGGCUCGUCUUCCUAACAUCGUGGCAGCUAUUCCGCCGGUCAAGAGUAUGGCGAGCCUCGACAAGAUGGGCAACGCAGUCCCGGCCUUCGUCAGUAUGCCGUCGUCGGCCGCCCGAAUCACCAAUCGCAUAAGCGACAGUCCGACCCUCGACGACUCGACCAACGAGUUGACAAAUGACGAUGAUAUGCAAAAACAGGUCAACAAAAUGACUCUGAUGUCGCUGCAUCCGAUCGUCGCCUCGGAGAGCGCCAAUCAGCCUCUGCGCGACCAAGAGAAGCGCCAGUCGAUGCCGUCUCUGCCGUCGCUGGCGCCCAUCCAGAGCAUGGAGCCCUCCCUCAAGGCCCUGGCCGAGGCCAGCAACAUCACCCUCGAGGCUCUCGAAGCGGCCAUCUCGCUGAGGCAGCAGCAGCUCUUGCAGAAGCAGCAGGGACCGCCCGCCACGACGACCACCACUACUCUGGCUCCGGUCAAGAGCAAACCAAGCAACACCGGAGCGACGAAAGUUAUGAACGCGCCCCGCGAGUAUUAUCCAGUUGGUUACGACAAGAACUUCGACGACAAUUUCGCCAGUCGAGUGGACUUGCCCGACACCACCUUCUACUGCGGCGAUCAGAAACAUUUUCCCGGCCUCUACGCCGAUGAGGACUUGGGAUGCAUGGUCUUCCACGUGUGCGCCUUGACGGACGAGGGCCUGAUAAUGAAGAGUUUCCUCUGUCCCGAGUCGACGCUCUUCGACCAGACGAUCCUCAAGUGCAACUGGUGGUUCUACGUCGAUUGCAAAGCCUCCAAGAGCCUGUACGACAGCAACAUACCGAUCAGCAAGAGCUACCAGCUCAUGAAGGCGCUGGCCUUCUUUUCGGCUUACAAGAGCCACGACAAUUCGACGCAGCAGCUCAUCAACAACGAAGACGACACCAAAUAGUAGU